Pseudozyma flocculosa PF-1 is the source of this 3399-nucleotide messenger RNA. RefSeq lists its product as uncharacterized. Lineage: Eukaryota; Fungi; Basidiomycota; Ustilaginomycetes; Ustilaginales; Ustilaginaceae. The record is from RefSeq and is a predicted model, not a curated record. The coding region runs from base 1 to 3399 and encodes 1132 amino acids. The transcript has a single exon.
AUGGCGGGCCCACCUCCAUCGAGGAACACGGUGCCCCGCAUCGCUCCCGCGUCAGUCACUCAAGAUCCCCGCCUGCCGUGGUCUCCUCGCAACAACGGACCUCCGCCCUCGGCACCGGCCUCGUCCAAUGCGCAGCUCGAAGUUACACACGAGGCCCUGAUGGCGGCGCUCACGGCGAAUGCAAGCAUGCAGUUCCGCCUGCAGCAGCUCGAGCAGGGCAUGGUCAUGGUCCAGCACCUUCUCGGUCAGCACGACACCGCCCUCAACGAGUCGAGAGCAUCGACCGAGCAGGUCAGGCAACGCGUUGCAGCUCACGAGGAAAACAUUCGCAGGACCAACUCUGCAACCCAAUACCUCGAGACACAGGCUCGAGCGUACCGACAGAAGCUCGACACGCAGGUCAAUGCCAGGCUCGAUGCCUUCGAGGCCAGGAUCAACGGUCUGCCGCAGGAGUUCAACAAGUUGCUCGAGGAGCGGAUCGAGGCGCAGGACAAGGUCCAUGGUGCGAAGAUUACGCAGCUGAUGACCGAGAACGCCAAGCUCACAAAGCUGCUGGACCAUUACCAGCUGAUGUUUCAGGAGUCCGAGAAGCGCGGCUUUGAGCGCAUUGUCCAGCUCGAGGAAGGGAUGCGAAAGGCCCUGGUGCAAGGCCACGGCUCCAUCGCGAUCCGGCUCGAGAGGAUCGGUGGCUCGAUCAUCAUCGGCAACCCUGGCGAGAACGACGAGCCGGUCGAGUCUGAGCUCGCUUCAGGCGCCUCGAUCUCUCUCAAGUUCGCCGACCAGCCCCGCAGCGAACCACGAUCCGCCAGCGAAUACGCACCGGUCACGUCGUCUGACCGUCAGGCCGAGGAAGAAGCCGUCCCUUCGCUCACGGAGCCAAGAUCGGGCGACGCUCAGCAAGCAGUCUCGUGCGUCUCGGAUACGACGCGGACUGACGGUGACGCUCAGCAAGCGGCACAGAGGCCUGCGCCUGCGCUCGACGCCGAGGAGGCCCAUGGCGAUGGCUCGCACCAAGCGCGCACAAUCAGAAGCUCCACAGCAGACUCGGACGAACCCCUCCAAGCUCGUCAGUUGAGGCGCUGCACGAGCGAGCUGACCGAUCUGAGCACACCAGCAGAUUCCCAGGACGCACGCUCCACGCCUGGGACCAGCGCUCAAGAUCACAUCGUCGACACCGAGGGAAGCGUCUGGAGUAUCUCGCGAGAAAGCAGCGCUCAUCUGCAGUCUUCACAACGGGCUGCGAGCCGAGCAGGCUCGACCCAUAGCAACAGCAACGUAGAACUACCGUGCGAGCCAGCAGCGGCAGAUAGUCAACGUCAAGAAGAUGUCAACCUCAAACCUGAGCCGGAGGUCGCGGCCACGGUCGCGGUCGACAGGCGACCUGAGGCUACAGGCGAUGAACAGCCUCAAGAGGUGCUGCCGACAAACGCGGCCGGUCUCCCGGAAGCGCCUCGACAGCAGAGACCUCGGAGUGACUCGGCUGGCUCCGUCGUCUUUGUCAGGGCAGAGAUGAAGGCGGCAGGCAAGCGGGCUCCCGAGCAAGUCACGACAAUCAAGCGAGAGACCGUCACCGAUGCAGCUGAAAGCCCAGCGAUGCCGCCGGUGCCACCGCCACCGCCACCGCCACCGCCACCGCCACCGCCACCGCAGCAGCUGCCGUCAGCUGAACAGUCGUCGAACGGUUCAGCCUCGGACGAUGCAGCAGCUGACUGCUCAGCUCCGACACCAGCGGCAGACGGACAAGAGGCGAGCGGCCACCAGGUGACCGCUGGACCAAGAUCGACGACGGAAGCUUCUGCUGUUGGACCGUCGGAGAGUCGCGAUGCGAACGGCGCAUCAUCCUCAGCAAGCACAGAGACGGUGUCCAUAAGACGCCCGCUGACAAAAGACCUCGAGACCUACUGUCCCCUCAUAAAGGUGCUGUUGCGCUUCAAGCAGGGAAAGGAGCGAACGCCGCUUCGUUCCAAGGUUGUCCCCCUACUGCAGCAGGCCGACUCCCUCAUCUGGCAGCGGGCUCGAGCCACUCGUUGGUCCGACUACGCUGUAGCCGCACAGAACGCCGGUAUCAUCCAGCUUGGCACGGCAGGACCCUCGGGGUCGGAGUGGGUGGCACUUGCGGACUGGUUUGAGAGCGCCGAAUCAGCCGCCUGGAUCAAGUCUCAGAACCUUGCUUCCCCUCGAGGUCCGGGAAAGGACGCAUCCCUGCCGGCUGCGCCAUCGGACGAGACCGACAAGACUGCCCGAGUGCACCUGGCAUCGAUCCGGAUCGGCAACCGGGACCGACACUACUACCCUAUGCUCAUUUGCGAGUCUUCGAUCUGCCCAAAGUCGUUCAUCUCUCGUCAGCAUGCCAGUCGACUUGUCUCCUCGCAGCAAGGCCUGGGGUCAGACGCAUGCCAGAUCAUUCCGUACGACAAAGCGACAGGCCAGGACGAGGUCUUCCGCGUUGAUCUGUCGCUUCCCUAUUCCGGCACCGACGCUCGCAACAAAGCGCUUUAUGAGAGGGACGCGGGACAUCUCGAGCUUCGAGGCGUGGACUUUGUCAUCGUCGACUCGCUUCGCGUGAUGCCGGGCUUCAAGGCAGGCAUGGCCGACGGCAUGGUCCUGUGCCAGGACAACCUCGAAAGGUUUAUCCUGACGAUCCAGGAGACAGGACGCGACAAGUAUGGCGUCGUCGACCCGACAAGACGGGGCCUCUGCACGUUCCUCCGGCCUUUCUGCCGUCUCGGACACGCUCCGCCCGCCUCUGUCAUUGAGCGUAUGAGCGCUGGUCGCAAGCGCAAGAGCUGGUCGGACAACGAGAGGGGCUCGGGCCGUCACGAUGACAGGCACGGCGCUGCGACGCACCGAGCACCUCAUGCGCUCGCAUCGCGCCUCUCUUAUCACUCUUCGCAGGUGCACGAGUCGCCUGCCAGCAAGAGGAUCAGGAGAAGCUCCGCGGAAGCGAGAGAGACCCGCUCUACGACCCGCGAUGAUGACGAAGAUCCGACUGGUAGACGUCUGCCCGUCACCUACGGCGACCUCGACGAAGAGCAGCGACGCCAGUGCCACAGCAAGACGCAGGCGAUCCAGGAAGAGAUGGAAGAGGCGCGCAGGAGGCUGCGCAGCCAGCACGAGUCACACGGCUUGCCGGCCAGGGCCAUCGGCGUGGAUCACCACGGCAACGUGCGCGACUUUGACCACGAGCAGCCGAGGCAGUUCACGAUCCGAGGUGCCGGCGGCGCCAGCGGCGGCAGCAGCGCUAGCAUGACCGAUACCUGGAUCGCACCGGAGGCGCGCAGCCGGGCAUUGCAUGCCCCGCGAUCCGAGUACGCAUCGUCGUCGUCCCGUCACGAGGCCUCGUCGUUUGGCGAGCAGACGUACGGCUACAAGUCGAACGCGACCGCAGGCCGGUACUGA